Messenger RNA from Cuscuta campestris, 1775 nucleotides. The record is from the annotation of a GenBank genome assembly. NCBI's taxonomy places the organism in Eukaryota, Viridiplantae, Streptophyta, Magnoliopsida, Solanales, Convolvulaceae.
GUCAAGUUGGUUAAUGACAAACGAGAGUAAUUAUUGGAGUAAUCGAGAUAAGAUCAAGUCCUGCUUGACUCAUAGACUUUGAGUCACUUCGUUACUUCCCAGUUCAGCUUGCCAUGGCCAAAGAGACUUCCUCCUCCGCUAACCACCGCUCCUCGCCGGAGAACGGCGACUUCAAGUUGGUGGGGUUCAACAAUUUCGUCCGCGCUAACCCCAAGUCCGACCAUUUUCCCGUCAAACGCUUCCACCACGUGGAGUUCUGGUGCGGCGACGCCACUAACACCGCCCGCCGAUUCUCCUGGGGCUUGGGGAUGCCUAUUGCCGCUAAAUCCGACCUCUCCACCGGCAACUCCGUCCACGCUUCCUACCUCCUCCGCUCCCCCUCCGGCGAGCUCCAGUUCCUCUUCACCGCUCCCUACGCGUCUUCCAUCUCCGUCCCGUCCUCCGCCGCCAUCCCCGGCUUCUCCCCGUCAGCCCACCGCUCUUUCACCGCCGCGCACGGCCUCGCCGUCCGCGCCGUCGCCCUAGUAGUCGACGACGCCCGCGCAGCUUUCGCGGCCAGCACCUCCCGCGGCGCGAAACCCGUGCUGGAACCCGCGACGAUCGGCGACCAGGUCCACAUCGCCGAGGUCCACCUCUACGGCGACGUCGUGCUCCGAUUCAUCAGCCAUCUCGGCAAUCCCGCCGCCCACACGUUCCUCCCCGGGUUCGAACCCGCGGACGAAACGUCGUCGUUCCCAGAUCUAGACUACGGAAUCCGCAGACUCGACCACGCCGUGGGGAACGUCCCCCGGCUGGGCCCCGCCGUGGAAUACAUCAAAUCCAUCACCGGAUUCCACGAAUUCGCGGAGUUCACGGCGGAGGACGUGGGGACGGCGGAGAGCGGGCUGAACUCGGUGGUGCUAGCGAACAACGAGGAGACGGUUCUGAUGCCUCUGAACGAACCGGUUUUCGGGACGAAGAGGAAGAGCCAGAUCCAGACAUACCUGGAGCACAACGAGGGCCCAGGGGUGCAGCAUCUGGCCCUUGCGACAGAGGACAUAUUCAGAACCCUGAGAGAGAUGAGGAAGAGGACCGGAAUAGGGGGUUUCGAGUUCAUGCCGUCUCCCCCUCCAACUUAUUACAGGAAUUUGAAGAGCAGGGCCGGUGAGAUUCUCAGGGAUGAACAGAUCAAGGAGUGUGAAGAACUUGGGAUUCUAGUGGAUAGAGAUGAUCAGGGCACCCUUCUUCAAAUCUUCACCAAGCCUGUUGGAGAUAGGCCGACAAUGUUUAUAGAGAUAAUCCAGAGAAUAGGGUGCAUGGAAGAAGAGAAGGAAGGGAAGAUGCAGCAGAAGGGUGGGUGUGGAGGGUUUGGUAAGGGCAACUUCUCUCAGCUCUUCAAAUCCAUUGAAGAAUAUGAGAAGAUGCUUGAAGCCAAACAAGCCCUUGCUGGCUAAGGGCUUGUACUCAUCUGUCUGAUUUGAUUGAGUUCUGAUCUAAUGUGAUGUCAUGUGAUUGUAGUUAUAUUUAAACUUAAUAAGAAUACGGAGUAAGUAAAAAGAAUAAGUUGAAUAGAACAAGUUCUAAGCGUGACGGUCUCUCUCUUUUUCGAGCCAAACUCAUUUGUUGUACACUACACCGUUUAUUUGUACUCCUUCCACUGACAAUAUGACUCUUGUGAUAUGGAGAUUCAUUAAGUUUUUUUUUUUUUUUAUGCAAAAGUCAUAAUAGUCAUGUGAAUGGUGAGAGUACUGCACAUGUAUAUUUUUUCUCAAAAUAAAUAAAUUUGACUGAGGUAG